GAAAAAAUAAGUAUUUCUAAACAUGAUUAAAUACUCUACCUUUAGUAGAACUUCUAUUUUUAUUUUUGGAACGAUCCUGAUAUUGAAGGUACAAGGAUCAUCAUUAAUAAAGGAAAAUGAGAGUCUUGCUGAGAAAAUUAAAAGAGAAGACGAUUGUAAAUUUAAAAACUGGGCGAGCCGUCAAAUUAUCAAAUCAUUGCAAAUGCUAGAGAGGGAUUUGAUAAGUGGAGUCGAAGACAAAGCGAGAAGGCUUGCUGACAUUAAUAACGUGAUUAAUAGAAUGUCAUUAUUUAGCGGUGUGGAAGGGAUCGAUUUUGUUAAACCGAGAUUUGCAAGAAUGUUUCAUUUUAAAUUAUAUCCAUUUGAUCCCUGCAUGUUAGACGAAAUAGAGAUCAUGAUAAAAGAUUUUCAAGACUAUUUUUAAAAUUCGUUCUGCAUUUAAAUGUAGAUGUGUAAUAUACAAAUAAGAAUAAAGUUCAUAAUCGAAAUAAAGUUAA
Molecule: messenger RNA, 497 nt
Organism: Centruroides sculpturatus (bark scorpion)
Lineage: Eukaryota; Metazoa; Arthropoda; Arachnida; Scorpiones; Buthidae
Exons: 3
Coding region: 23-424 (133 amino acids)
Source: RefSeq, a predicted model, not a curated record